UUCAACUGCUGUGUGUUUGAGACUUGUUUAAUGUGCUCAUUAGUCCUGUGCUAGAUUUCAUUCCUUAGCUGUUCCUCAAACUCGAAAUUGUCCUACGUCUGCUUUCAUGAGAAUUAUGGUGUUACAAUAUAAAACAUCCGUUUGGGCUGCGUGUUCCUUCCUUUGACACCUAUAGACAACUUCGACAAACCCAUGACACAAACAGGAACACCUGGGGGCAGAAAAUAUCAAACUCUCUCAUGGAGAGGAAGGCACAUUACGAUUCUAUCCUGGACCGAAGCAAACGCAUUACCUGGCAGGACGACUGCUACGUGGACCUUCAGUCUACGUCCUGCUCUCUCUCUUCACAAGCAGAAACAGAGGAUCUUAGCUGGAUCAAAAAGCAUCAAGACGAGCUGCGACGCUUCACUUCAGCCUCCUUCCUGGAGGAAAUGUUAGCCCACCUGAGAAAGGUGAAUGUGUUGAGUUCAGCUGAGGAGACCAAGAUCAAGGAAGCGGGCCGGCUACAGGACCAGGUUAAUAUGCUCACAACUACAGUCAGUGGCAAGGACACUCAAGGCUCUGAUGCCCUCCAGGGUUUCGUAGAGAGCUCAGAUUCUCAGGUGGCCCAGCUCAUCAUAAACCACGAUUACAUGGUGAAGGAGCACAAAGAGGUGCUUUUACGUCGAUAUGAGCAGUGCAGAGACAGAGAUUCAGUCAGCUGCCCCAAAUUGAACAUCUCGGCAAGAACCUUACUUCUGGUCGACGGACUUUCUGACAUCCAGCAAAAGGAGCAUGACCUGAUGCAAGUUGGGGCGACUCAAGGAGGGAAAAGAAAUCAUCUCAGACAGCUGGGGCUGGCCAAGCUUUUGGAGCCCCUGACGCGGGUCAGUUUGCCUCCCAGGGUCUCUCUCACAGUUGGAGUCGCCGGUAUUGGCAAGACCACCUGGGUCAGACACUUCAUCAGACAGUGGAGCCAAGGGGCCAUCUAUUCAGAUGUGAGCUUCGUCUUACCUUUUACCUUUUGUCAGCUGAACUCACUGGAGAAGCUUUCAGCUGAGAAAUUGGUAAAAAUGGCUUUUCCUCAUUUAACAGACCCCAAUCUGGUCUUGAGCAGCUCCUGUCGGACACUGCUCAUACUUGAUGGUUUGGAUGAAUUCCGCUGCACAUUAAAUUUUUCUGAUGCAGCACCCUGCAGUGACCCGAAGAAAGAAGUGUCCAUUGACGACUUAAUUACUAACAUCAUCCGGGGGAAUCUGCUGCCUGACGUAGCAGUGUGGGUGACUUCCAGGCCGGGAGUGGCCUCGCUCAUCCCAGGAGGACUGGUAGACAGGGUGACUGAGAUCCCAGGAUUCAGCCCAAAGGACAUCCAGAUCUUCCUAAACCACCACUUCUCCGAGAAGGAUUUCGCCAGCAAAAUAUGGGCACACUUGGAGUCCCAUAAGAUCUUAAUGGUGAUGUGCUACAUACCAUGCAUUUGCUGGAUAGUAGCUGAUACUCUCAUGUACAUCAUGCAGAGUGAAACACAGGAGAGCCUUCCAAGGACUUGCACUGAGCUUUACGCCCACUUCUGUUCCAUGAAGGCAGAAGUAGGCGAACCAAGAGGCAGGGAGCCUGUGAAAACGGAGCAGCUUCAUGGAAGCAAUCGUAAACUGCUGGGGAAUCUUGGACGACUGGCAUUUUAUGGGCUCCUCAAACACAAGUACACCUUCAGUGAGCAGGACCUCAGGGCCUAUGGGAUAGAUCUACUGUUAACUCAAGGCAGUCUUGGUGCAGGAAUUCUUGUUCGGGAGGAGUCAGCCAUAUACACAACCUAUCGGUUCACACAUCUGACUCUGCAGGAGUUUCUUGCAGCUACUUUCUACCAUAUCUCCUCCAAGCGAGCCAUCUUUGACUUGUUCUCAGAGAGCACCAUGUCCUGGCCUAAGAUCGGUUUCCAGAAUCACUUCAGAAGUGCCUUUCAGCAUGCACAACAGGCUGAAGAAGGUCAUUUGGAUGUGUUUGUGCGCUUCCUGACAGGCCUGCUGUGCCCAGUGGCACUGAAACCUCUCGCUGGGCUUUUGGCCCUUGGGAAAGAUGAUGGAAAUCAGAAGGGCUGGGCAGCAGGAUUUUUACAAGGCCUCUUGGACAGCGGGGGUGCUGUGGUGUCCCUGCGUGCAGUCAACCUGGCUUAUUGUUUACAAGAACUGCAACACACAGAGCUGUUGAGGAAUGUAGAGGAUGAUUUACGGCUUGGUAGUCUGGCAGGGAAGUUAAGUCGGGCUCAUUGUGUUGUGCUGGGCUACCUGCUGCAUGUGUCUCCAGAGUGCAGCGAACAGACCAACCUUACAGGCUCUCUGAACUACGCCACAGUGAAAUGUUUGCUCCCACAGUUGCUGUACUGCAGCCAUCUCAGGUUGGAGAAUAAUCACUUCAAAGAUGAUGUCAUGGAAUUGCUGGGAAGCCUCCUGAGCGCCAAAGACUGCCAUAUUCAGAAGAUAAGUUUGGCAGAAAACGCCAUCAGCAACAAAGGAGCCAAAGCACUGAGCCGAGCCCUGUUGGUGAACCGGACACUAAUUUCUCUCAAUCUCCGGAACAACAAUAUCGGCUCCAAAGGUGCAAAGUUCCUGGCAGAAGCUCUGAAAAUGAACCAAGUCCUGGUAUCGAUCAACUUCCAGAACAAUGCCAUUGAGGAGGAAGGAGCUCAGGCCCUUGCAGAAGUAUUGCAGUGCAACCGCAAAUUGGUGUCGCUGAAUGUACGGAAGAAUACAAUUGGAGCAGGUGGAGCCAAGAGGAUUGCGAAUGCACUGAAGACAAACCGGACUCUCACAAAGCUGAUCCUUUGUAGCAACCAGCUUGGGGACAAAGGAACAGUGGCCCUGGCAGAGGCUUUGACACUCAACCACACUCUGCUCUCGCUUCAACUUCAGAGUAACUCGAUCAGCAACAGGGGGAUGACUGCCUUAACCAAAGCACUCAGGCUGAACCGUGGCCUUGUCUCCUUAAAUUUAAGGGAGAACUCCAUCGGGGUGGAGGGAGCAAAGAACAUGGCCCAUGCCCUCCAUGAGAACAACUCUCUACAGGACCUGGAUCUCACAGCCAACCUCUUGCAUGAUGAUGGUGUUCAGGCUAUAGCUGGCGCAAUCAAGUUUAAUCAAGGCCUCACCUCUCUGCAGUAA
Molecule: messenger RNA, 3137 nt
Organism: Seriola dumerili (greater amberjack)
Lineage: Eukaryota; Metazoa; Chordata; Actinopteri; Carangiformes; Carangidae
Product: NLR family CARD domain-containing protein 3-like
Exons: 13
Coding region: 240-3137 (965 amino acids)
Biological process (GO): negative regulation of canonical NF-kappaB signal transduction; regulation of apoptotic process
Cellular component (GO): cytosol
Molecular function (GO): protein binding
Source: RefSeq, a predicted model, not a curated record